Molecule: messenger RNA, 1196 nt
Organism: Maylandia zebra (zebra mbuna)
Lineage: Eukaryota; Metazoa; Chordata; Actinopteri; Cichliformes; Cichlidae
Source: RefSeq, a predicted model, not a curated record
CAAGAUGACACGUUUUUCGGUCUCUACGCUCAUUCCUCUUCUUUUUAUCAGCGGUGUUUCUGGGAAACUGAUUCAAGCCGCUGCAGGAGACGAUGUAACGUUUCCCCUCACAGAGGAGUGCAUGAAAGGAAGAGGCACGCUGAAACGUCGCCUGCAGGACAACAGCCUCCAUUCGGUCGGGGAUCUCGACGGCAGCUGGAAGCCGGCUCCAGGUUAUAUUAGCAGGUUUUUCCAAAGCAGCGACUCUGUGAUACUGACCAGUGCAGAUAUCAGUGAUGAAGGCUAUUACGAGUUUGACUGCAACAACAAGAAAGAAGAGACUGCACAGCUGCAGGUAUUCAUACCUUCUGAUGUUUUUGUACGCGAGGGCGAGGAUGCCAUCCUCCCGUGCCGCUCCAUCACAGCAGGUCAGUGGGUGAAGUCUGUGCGCUGGAGGAGAGAUGGAAAGGUGGUGCUGGAGCUGGAUGUCGAGUCGGGGAAAACCACAUAUGGAAAAAGCUUUGAUGAAAGCCGGGUCUCAAUACCAUCAGACUGGCACCAACGAGCAAACCUGUCCCUCAUCAUAAAGCGAGCCGAGGCGAGAGAAAGAGGAGUUUAUUACUGUGACAUCGACAAAGUGGAGAAACACCGCUCCGCUGUCCGCCUGCACGUCUCCACACCACCAACACCACCAAGCACCACAUCACAGCCUACAACCACAGAGAGGCCAUCAGAGUGCUCCGACUGGUCGUGGAGAACAUUCUUCAUAACAGCAGCUGUAUUUGUGAUCGUUGCCCUGCUGGUUUGGCUCUGCUGGUUUCUGAGGGACAGGAUAUUCAAUGUGCACACUCGAGGUUUCAGUGGAGGAUCCUCAGAGCAGGAAGAAAUAAACUUGAAAAAUGUUAGCAUCAACAACGGUGAUGGACACCUCUGCAACGGCAAAGAGGAGGAGGAGGGGCUGAAGAGGGCAGAGAAUCAGACUGUGACCAACAACACAUGCUAAAGUCAAACGGGAACCCUGACUUGAUAAAUGAUGAGCUGAAAACGAAAAACAACUCAACCCUUAUAGUGGAGAAGAAGAGGUGAACGUCCAGUCGCUUUCUUUCAAAGCUCCUCAGACGACUUUACAAAAUUCUUCAUUCUUCAGAACUGUUUUAUUGUUUAUUCUGCUUACUUAUUUAGUCCCCUUUUAUAUUAAAAUUAUUCAUUUACAGCGA